AUGUGCGCUAAGCGGAAUUGUCUACUUUUGUUCAUGGUGAUACUUCAUUUGGUGCUAGAAAUCUCAUCCAAAUGGGAGUUCACUAAUUUUAAAUGCACAUCCCUGGAUAAGGAAUUUACCGAGUUCGAAUAUUGCUAUAUAAAGUCGAUUAAUCGAACGUACAAGUAUCUUUCCUUCAGAGCCAAUUUAUUGAAGACUCCCGUUACCAAAAUCAAGUUAAACUUUUCAUUGUUUAAACGCUUCAGUGGUUAUAGGCCGUUCCUCUACAAUAUGACGGUUGACUCGUGUCGGUUCUUGGCAAAGCAGAAAUCUUACCCCGUUGCUGCCUUCUUCUACAAUCUAUUUAAGGACUCCUCCAAUAUGAAUCAUACAUGUCCCUACGAUCAUGAUCUGAUUCUCGAUCAACUUACUGCCACCUUUUUGAAUCACCAGUUUACAAAAGUUCUACCUUUUCCUGAGGGUGAUUACCUUAUGGAAACAACCUGGAUUGCCUAUGAUAUUAGCCGUGCCGUGAUUAAAUUCUAUGGCUCUCUGACCUGA
Molecule: messenger RNA, 540 nt
Organism: Drosophila subobscura
Lineage: Eukaryota; Metazoa; Arthropoda; Insecta; Diptera; Drosophilidae
Exons: 4
Coding region: 1-540 (179 amino acids)
Source: RefSeq, a predicted model, not a curated record